Perkinsus marinus ATCC 50983 is the source of this 624-nucleotide messenger RNA. RefSeq lists its product as hypothetical. The coding region runs from base 1 to 624 and encodes 207 amino acids. The record is from RefSeq and is a predicted model, not a curated record. The transcript has a single exon. NCBI's taxonomy places the organism in Eukaryota, Perkinsozoa, Perkinsida, Perkinsidae.
AUGUUGAACUACCUUCGCAACAUCAUCCGCAACAGCGCUGGCCGUGUGAGGUUACUGUCUCCUAUCGACCGAGAAACUCUCUGUGACCGAGUUGCUCUCACUCACAAUACCAUGCCGUUAGGAGGAUAUGUAUAUUGUGUGCGUGAUCCGGUGUUGCGCUACUUAUGCCCAGAUCUUCUAUCCUACGGCCAUUUCCGAACUCUUGGUGCUUCGGCGGCCAUCAAGGUUGAGGUUCCCGAGUUUCCCUACCGAAUCUGUCGGCAGGCUAGACAAGUUUAUCUUUCCGAGGCCUGGUCGCGUAUCAAGAAGACCAAUGCGGAUGUUUGCCCACGACUGCGUGCUGGUUACGUUGAUCGGGAUCCCGGUCGCACGGUUCUGGUCUAUGUCCCUACUUCUCGCAAGCUCGCUCAGCCUUUCGUGAUCGCCCACGUCGUACAACGUAUUAACGACCGUGUGGAGGUCGUACACCCUACUGGAGCCCUCACUAAGGAGCUUGGCUACAAUGUGGUUCCUUUAUCUCGACAUCCUACAGACUACACUACUCGCGAGCAGGGCCCAGUCUUAUCGAUCUACGGCUUCGAGUGCGGGUUAUUGACGCUUCUGGACAAGGCGAGUGGUAUGUAG